Cryptomeria japonica (Japanese cedar) is the source of this 1218-nucleotide messenger RNA. RefSeq names its product putative serine/threonine-protein kinase. The transcript is spliced from 8 exons. Gene Ontology annotation, biological process: protein phosphorylation. The record is from RefSeq and is a predicted model, not a curated record. Gene Ontology annotation, molecular function: protein kinase activity; ATP binding. Lineage: Eukaryota; Viridiplantae; Streptophyta; Pinopsida; Cupressales; Cupressaceae. Bases 1 to 1218 code for a protein of 405 amino acids.
AUGGACUUGCCUCGUGGGAGGGCUAUAGACGCCGGCUGCUACUUGCGAUACGAUUCCAAACCCUUUUUUCCAGGCAAUGCGACUAUCGAUUUGGAACCUUUCUUACACACAGGGAAGAAGAAGGUGAGUUCUACAGUGUGGGUAAUAAUUGGUGUUGUGGGAGGGGUAUUCAUACUUGGCCUCAUAACUUGUCUCCUUGUUUUCCGGAAGCGGAUAACGAGGACAGGGCAGAAACAAGUGGAUACUGAAGAAGAAGCAACAGAACUUCAAGGGCCAGGAGAUUUUGAUUUCGAGAUACUGAAAAAGGCAACUAACAAUUUUGAUCAAGCAAAUAAGCUUGGAGAAGGAGGGUUUGGUGAAGUAUUCAAGGGUACGUUGAAAAAUGGUAAAGAUGUGGCAGUAAAGAAGCUGAUAUUAGGUCAAUCUGCACGGGCAGUAUCUGAAUUCGAACGCGAAGUGAAACUUAUUUCCAAUGUUCAUCACAAAAAUCUUGUGCGUUUACUUGGUUGUUGCAGACAAGGCCAAGAAAGACUCCUGGUUUAUGUGUACAUGCCCAACAGCAGCCUCGACAGAAAAUUAUUUGGAGAACAAAGAAAUCCUUUGAGUUGGAAGGAAAGGUUCAAAAUUAUUCUGGGCACUGCUCGUGGUCUGGCCUAUCUUCAUGAGGAAUUCCAUGUCCGUAUCAUCCAUCGUGAUAUUAAAUCAAGCAAUAUAUUACUUGACCAAAAUUUUGAGGCAAAAUUAGCAGAUUUUGGGCUGGCAAGACUUCUCCCAAAUGAUAAAAGUCAUGUUAGCACAAAAUUAGCAGGAACCUUAGCAUACACGGCUCCAGAAUAUGCUGGCCAUGGGCAACUAACAGAGAAAGCUGACACCUAUAGCUUUGGUGUGGUGGUUCUUGAAAUUGUCUGGAGCCUAUAUGAAGAAAACAAGGUUUUAAAGAUGGUGGAAAGUCAAGAAAGAAUGGAAGGGUAUAGCGAUGAAGAGGUGGUGAGGGUGAUAAACCUUGCACUUCUAUGCAUACAAGGUGCUGCCUCUCAUAGACCAUCCAUGUCCGAGGUUGUGACAUUACUGUUGAGUAAAGCUGAGAUUGAUUUUCAGAAACCUCUGCAGCCAGCAUUCAUAGAUGUGGUGUACAAAGUACGUGGAGAAAGUACCACUCUUACCACAUCUUCAUCUCAAUCAAAUGCCAUGGUUACAGAAUCCCUCGAUGCUCGUUAG